UUUACUUAAUUUUAUAAAAAAACAAACUUGGAAAUGUGUAGAAUCCUAAUCCAUUUAAUCUCAGUUUUUGUUUAAAGACUUUGGAUAGUGGAAGGUGUUUAAUUCUUACAAAGAUCAUUUGUUAAUAAAUCAAUGACUCUUGCAUAGAACGUAGAAAAGACGAUAAUAUUGCUUACAUACUUGGAUGUUUACUUUGGAAGCAAUCACUUAGUUUCUUGGUUGACGUGUAGCAAUUCAAUCGGUUGGUAUACACUAUGAAAAGUGACGGUUAUGACUUCCCGGUGUACGGCCUCGACAAUGGUCUAUUUUAUGCUCUUCACAUACCGUCACUCCUGUGUACAGCUGUUAGUUUCGUGAGUGUAAUUAUAACACUUGUCUUGUUGUUGAGAACGCGCAAUUUCCGACGUUUCUUUACCGCCUGGACGAAGAGUGAGCGGUUCAUUGUCUACAUGGCGCUCUGCGAUGGAAUCUACAACAUGUUUCAUUUUGCAACUCACACGCAUGUUUCUGCAGUGCGCGGACCCGUUUAUCCGCGUUCCGUCUGUGUGCUGUAUGCAUUUGGAAUGGUCGUCUUUAUCACCGCGCAAAGUCUGUUGGCUAACGUUAUCGCCAUGAAUGCUUUUGCACUGAUGUUCCUUGACAAAAACCUGAAUCUUGGCAAGUUUGACUGGAGGCUUAUCGCCUGGGUUUACGGAGUACCUGUUGUUGGCACUUCAUUAGCAGCCAUCGGUAAUCAACUCGGACCAACAGGGGCAGUAUGCUUUUUUGAUGGUGUGAAUGGGAAGGUAACUCAGAUAUUUUUCACGACAGCUCUAACGAUGCUCAUUUUCAUCAUCAAUGUUGUACUCUAUAUCGCUACAUGGGUGAAAAUCCGCUCCAGAUCUCAAGAACUCUGCCGAUCUCUCGGACAACAGAGCGUCACUCAGAGAAUGUCAAUCAAGGCAGCAAAGGCCAUGUCGUUGUUUGUCGGUGCCUUCUUCAUCCAAUGGAUGAUACUGUCUAUAUAUGGCGUCUGGGCUCUUAUAGAAGGCAGUGUGCCAAAUUUCCUGGAGCAUUUAUUUCAUAUUCUGCCUGAUAUUGGAGGGCUGCUAAACCUGAUCGUGUUGUUAAUUAUUCGGCGUGGUCAUCUGCUUUCAUCUGCAAAAACCACAGCAACGGAAUCUGGGGCCGGUAACCGAACGAAACAGUCGAGAGAGCUAACUGGUGAUACUAUGUCAGUGGAAGAUGGCCGAACUAAACCGUUAAAUGAGCUGACCAAGGUACAGAAUGCAAGCGAAUGCAAAACAACAAAUAUCUAAGUACAGUGCUUUUCGUUUUGAGCCACAAAAUGGGUACUAUAUGCAUCACAUGUACCAUUGGUAAACAGGGGAGCAUUCAGAACUCGACAUAAUCAUACGUUGUAAAUGAGUCAUAUUUUUUAUCCCCAUCAACUUAAUCAUACGUUGUAAAUGAGUCAUAUUUGUUAUCCCCAUCAACUUAAUCAUACGUUGUAAAUGAGUCAUAUUUUUUAUCCCCAUCAACUUAAUCAUACGUUGUAAAUGAGUCAUAUUUUUAUCCCCAUCAACUUAAUCAUACGUUGUAAAUGAGUCAUAUUUGUUAUCCCCAUCAACUUAAUCAUACGUUGUAAAUGAGUCAUAUUUUUAUCCCCAUCAACUUAAUCAUACGUUGUAAAUGAGUCAUAUUUGUUAUCCCCAUCAAAUGAAUCAUACGUUGUAUUAGAGACAUAUUUGUUAUCACCAUCAAAUGCACCAUACGUUGUAAAUGAGUCAUAUUUGUUAUCUUCAUCAAAUGAAUCAUACGUUGUAUAUGAGUCAUAUUUGUUAUCUGCAUCCACUGUACCAUAAGUUGUAUAUUAGUCAUAUUUGUUAUCUGCAUCCAUUGUACCAUAAGUUGUAUAUUAGUCAUAUUUGUUAUCUGCAUCCAUUGUACCAUAAGUUGUAUAUUAGUCAUAUUUGUUAUCUGCAUCCAUUGUACCAUAAGUUGUAUAUGAGUUAUAUUUGUUAUCUACAUCAAAUUUAUCAUACGUUGUAUAUGAGUCAUAUUUGCUUUCUGCAUCAAAUGAACCAUAUGAGAAAGAAUGUGAUGAUUUGAUACGAAGACAUAUUAGUUAGUUAUCAAUAAUUGCAAACAGGUCCGCAUCCAUUAGGGGGACAAAACGUUCCACGCUAGUUGCAAAAUUGUCAGGAAGAGUAUCAUCCACGUCACAAGUUCUAUUAUAUAUUUUGCAAAUAUCUUUUAUAUUUUUGUCUGGUUCGUGAAGUGUUUAGCGCAUGCGCUUCUCAUUAAGGCUUCACGGGUUCGAUUCCCGGGCUGGAUGUAUGUGAGUUCGGUUAGUGGUCACCAAGCCAGAUAAUUAAAACAAAAAGUAUUAAAUAUGAUAAAUCUCAUUACUUUAAGUAACAUUCUGUCAAAACAGAGUAAAAUGUUUCAGAUAAUUUUUAGUCUAAAUGCAGCACAGCCCAAUGUCGACAAAAGUAUUUUCAAGUCUUAAAGAUUGAAACAAGUUUUAAAGCAUACAUUCGGGCACCGGGGACGCCGCCGUGCCAGGGCUUCCCUUUUAUUUUUGCAUAAGUGCCAGGCUCGCAGCUGCUUGUUGCUCGGGUGUAGUGGUAUAUUCAUAAAAGCAUAAAUAUCCAUUACAUUUGAAUGAAAAGCCGCAUACCGUUGAAUAACAAUAAUUUAAUCAAGUAAACAUUCUGCAGUAGCUUUAAAUGGUUUGAUUAAAUUGUUUUAAAAUAGCUUACUCUUUAGCAUAAACAAGAACUUAAAUGCAGAACUUAUCAGUACAACGAUAUACAAAUUGUGAUCAUGUGUUCAACGACGGUCAAAACGCCGCUCUAUUCCAAACUGAUUGCAUCUUGCACUUAAAUGACAUAUCAAAGGAAAUGAAAAAAAACACACUGUAGAAACAGAACGAUCCAUGAGAAAAAAUGUCAUGGCAGUCUUUAAACAGUUCAUGUUGCCAUCUUAGCCGUAUUUUAUUUUUAUCUUACCAUACCCCGUUAUAGAGCGUUAUAUCAAAGUUUUCUAAUCUAUAUACUUAAAAUAUUGUAUGUAGUGGCCAAAGCGCGUUUCAAACUGUCAUACGUUUCGUUAUCUGCGUAAGUAGAUUAGCUUACAUAAAACUUAUGCAAAAACUGUGUAUUCUGGUAUCCCCAUUCUGAUUUUGUUUUCUGACAUAGACUUUAUGCAUUAAGCAUAUUUGAAACCAUUAUGGUUUGUUUUACCUCAUUUGUACUUACUCGUUCAUCGGUCACAAACGCGACUUGGAUAUUCUUAUAUGUCAUAUGUUAUAAGCAAUCUAUAUUACUGUCUUACAUAUAAACAUCUCGCUUAUUUCGUUUUCGUUUCAAAUCUUCUCAAAACCACUGGUACAUGCGAAGUAUGGUUCACGUUGAUUUUGGAAUUCGUCUUAAUUUCUCUUUCGAAAUAAUUCAAAAAUGUCUUAAUUGAGUAUCUGCCAUGAAGUACAUACAUAAAUAAACUGUUCAUAUUUGCAACGAACCAUCCAAAUGUUUCUCUUUUAAAGAUGAGACAACACCGGCUUUGAAUUGAGUUUAAGUUGAACUAAGUGUAAAUCUCUCUAUACGAAACGAAACUAUGGAGAGACAUAGGGAAUAACCGUAUGCUAGUACAGUUUUAGUAAUUGUUCUAACUCAAACAUGUUACUUUUGUGAGUAUCUCAAAAAUGCAUACAGUUCAUAAGAUAGUUGAAAAAAAUACGCCAAGAUGCUAUAUAUGCUAUGAUUUAUUUUAAUAAUUUCUUUCAGGUAUCAAGUCAUUGAUGCAAAAUGUUGUUAUUGUUUUUAUUUUAAUGCAUGAAUUGUUUACAAAUAAAAGCGAUAUUUUGGCGCUUUUUAACUAGGGGAAAAUUGUGGUCAUUACUCUGAUAACUAAGUGUACGUUCUUGAAUGAGUUGAAUAUUUAAUAGCUUUGUUAACAAAAAUUGCUCAUCUUUAAGAAAAAACCGGUAUAUUAUUGACAUUUUGAAAUUGUUAAAAAUAUAAUUUUGGAUUAUUUAAU
Molecule: messenger RNA, 4023 nt
Organism: Mya arenaria
Lineage: Eukaryota; Metazoa; Mollusca; Bivalvia; Myida; Myidae
Exons: 3
Coding region: 255-1298 (347 amino acids)
Biological process (GO): adenylate cyclase-activating G protein-coupled receptor signaling pathway
Cellular component (GO): plasma membrane
Molecular function (GO): G protein-coupled receptor activity
Source: RefSeq, a predicted model, not a curated record